Molecule: messenger RNA, 1745 nt
Organism: Alternaria rosae
Lineage: Eukaryota; Fungi; Ascomycota; Dothideomycetes; Pleosporales; Pleosporaceae
Product: HAD-like domain-containing protein
Exons: 1
Coding region: 122-1285 (387 amino acids)
Biological process (GO): dephosphorylation; L-serine biosynthetic process
Cellular component (GO): cytoplasm
Molecular function (GO): magnesium ion binding; L-phosphoserine phosphatase activity
Source: RefSeq, a predicted model, not a curated record
AUCCCCGCCUUGCAAACAGACGAUACAUUCGCUGCUCCUCAUCCACGUCCUCUCCUCUGGACCACCUUGGUACUAAAGGUCCGAAAGUAUCGCGACCAAGCUAUUCCCAAUUUAUCGCAUCAUGGCGGCCAAACCCCCCGCCCUCGACGUCUCAGCCACGCACAUUGUCGCAACCCUCUUCUACAAGGCCGACACGCCCAACUUCUUCCAGCAUGCAGAUCUGUCGCCCCGAAGUCCCGGCGACCCAAUUCCGUCCGCAUCCCUUGAGUCGCUGAAGGACGGCGCCGUGCCCACCGAGAACCUCGCAGACUACCCCCUUGAACCGCCGACACCGGGGCCCAACGCCCGCGACAACCUAUACGGAAGCUAUGUCAGCCAAAGCUGCCUCACCGAGUUCUUCGUCACCCUCACCAGCAUCAUAGCUGGCUUGGAGAAAAACACAAUAACGAGCAAAAGGCUCGAGGCAAGCAAGCUCUGCAGGGUAGUUGAAGUCACUUUCCCUUUGCCAAGCGCCUCGCCCGUCGCGCUUGAGACGUUGCGCAGGCAUGAAGCCGUGUCGCGCUUCGAGCGCGAGUGGAAUGUCGAAUGCGUCUUCCAGGCAGACACCAUACAUCGGCGCUACAAGAGGCUCGCUGUCUUUGACAUGGACAGCACCCUCAUACAGCAAGAAGUCAUUGACGAGAUCGCUUCGCUGAUAGGCGUGGAGAAGGAGGUAUCUGCCAUCACCGCUGCUGCCAUGAACGGUGAGCUUGACUUCGAGGCCAGUCUACGCGCACGAUGCAAACUGCUCAAGGGCGUGCCAAGCAGUGUAUUUGAGACACUGAAGCCAAGGAUAACAUUGAACGAGGGCGUCAAGGAUCUCAUCACCGCCCUGAAGCGAUUGGGCUUCAAGACAGCCGUACUUAGCGGAGGCUUCACUCCUCUAACAGGAUGGAUGGGGCAGCAACUUGGUCUUGAUUACGCCUUUGCUAACCACCUGGUCGUGUCCGAAGAUGGAGCCACACUCACAGGCGAACUGACUGGUGAGAUCGUACACGCCCAGAAAAAACGCCAACACGUAUUAGAGAUUGCCGAGAAGGAAAACAUACUCCUCGAUCAGGUAAUAUGCGUUGGCGACGGCGCCAACGAUCUUCCUAUGAUGGGUGUAGCCGGCCUGGGCGUCGCCUUCCACGCGAAGCCAAAGGUGCAGAUGCAAGCUCCUGCUCGUCUCAACUCAAAGAGCAUGCUGGAUGUACUGUAUCUCUUCGGUAUUUCAAAGGAAGAGCAGGAAACACUAUUGCAAUAGCACAAUCAUUCGCCGUACAAAAGGUAACCAUCCAACACUGUCCCGCUCGCAUCAUGCACAAUACACCUGUUAUUACGUGAAUCAAGUGGCUAUCUCGAUUUCUCGGUUGCGUCGCUGCGACAAGGCGCGUGUGGUCGUCUGAUACAUGUCCUGGACUCAGGCACACAGCGUGGCGCAGCUUGCCCCUCCGUGUCUGCCUACGACCCCAGCCACGACGCCACAAUAUGCGAUGCGAUCAUAGCCUGGCGGCAUCAUCAUAAAGAAAGAAGGUAUACAUCUCAGCUCGUCCCAAUCAUACUCUGAAAUAAUUGCGCAUCGUCUCUGCACAUUAUUACAAAUCACCGCUUAUUGUACCCAUCUUUCCACGUUCCGACUUGCUUGUCAUCACUAAACAAUGAUGGAUCUACCGAGUCUACCGACAGACAUAUAUCGCCUUCUUCUUGACCAAGUGCGUUUUACC